Messenger RNA from Gossypium raimondii (Peruvian cotton), 1213 nucleotides. RefSeq names its product transcription factor JUNGBRUNNEN 1. The transcript has 3 exons. Lineage: Eukaryota; Viridiplantae; Streptophyta; Magnoliopsida; Malvales; Malvaceae. The coding region runs from base 17 to 937 and encodes 306 amino acids. The record is from RefSeq and is a predicted model, not a curated record. Gene Ontology annotation, molecular function: DNA binding. Gene Ontology annotation, biological process: regulation of DNA-templated transcription.
UUAAAACGAUGUAAAAAUGUUUGUGCCUUUUACUUCACUUAGCCAGCAAAAAGAAUCAAAGAUGAACAUGGUCCAUGGCACCACCAGUACUGUGGACGAAGGUGUUCCACUUCCAGGUUUCCGGUUCCACCCGACGGAAGAAGAGCUCGUCGGGUUUUACCUUCGACAAAAAGUUGACAACAACUGCCUCACAAUCGAACUUAUCAAAGAGAUCGAUAUCUACAAAUAUGACCCCUCUGAUCUUCCAAUUUUAUACAUACACGCAGAAACUGGCAUGAUGGGAGAGAACGACUUGUAUUUCUUUUGUAAACGAGGAAGGAAGUAUCGGAACAGUGUAAGACCAAACCGAGUGACAGGAUCAGGGUUUUGGAAAGCGACAGGUAUCGAUAAGCCUGUUUUUUCGGUCAAAAGCGGUGAAGCCAUCGGGCUAAAAAAAACGUUAGUGUACUACCAUGGAAGUGCAGGAAAAGGAACUAAAACCGAUUGGAUGAUGCAUGAAUUUCGCCUUCCCAAUCCCACAUUGACCGCACAAGAAGCUGAAGUAUGGACAAUAUGUCGAAUCUUCAAGCGGAAUAAAAAAAUCAAACAAGAUUCGAGACAAGGUGCUGCUAAACGAGCUUCAACUAGCAAUGGCAAUGGUGUAGACGGCUACAAACGUUGCAGUGUGGAAUCCAACAGCCAUGAAAAUUACAUUACAAUCGGGUCUCAAAUCAUUGAAAACUACGAUGACGAUGAUGAUGAUGGUGAGAUGGUUAUGGAUCACGGGAUGAAUGAUGAGAGUUGCAGAGGGGAAUGGUAUCAUGGAGAGCUGCAACGUAUGGCAUCAUCAUCGUCACCAUCUUCAAGCUUUUCAACAGUGAAUGAUUUCUUCACAAAUGCCAACUGGGAUGAGCUUAAAUCAAUUCUGGACUUGGAUCUUGAUCCCUUUCUUUUGUGAAAAAUCAUUUUUAAUGAGAUAUAAUAUUGUAUUAGUUUCGAUCUCUAAUGUUCUAAUGUUUAAGUUAGGAUCUAGUUAUGGUGGGAUCCAAUGGGAUCCAUAUUUUAAAUCAACAACUAUGGGAUCAGGCCACGUUAGGAAUUAAGAAAUUGUAUUGGUGACUGAAGAGAGUAGUGUCUUCUCUUUCAAAUAUCGGUGAUUGUUAAUAAUGAUGUAUGAAGUUGUUGAAUAACAAGUUUAGAUGUAUGAAAUGAUGUUGGAUUGUGUCUUUUGUUA